This is a messenger RNA of Leptinotarsa decemlineata (Colorado potato beetle), 5038 nucleotides long. RefSeq names its product WD repeat domain 62 (gene Wdr62). Gene Ontology annotation, molecular function: protein binding. Gene Ontology annotation, cellular component: mitotic spindle. Gene Ontology annotation, biological process: centriole replication. The record is from RefSeq and is a predicted model, not a curated record. NCBI's taxonomy places the organism in Eukaryota, Metazoa, Arthropoda, Insecta, Coleoptera, Chrysomelidae.
AAUGAAAGUUCCUACAUCAUAAUAAAGGAUAUGACGCACUUCUGUCAAACACAAACAAAUUCGCCUGUUUGAGAAAAAAUGUAAUAAAUCAAUCGGUUGAAAGAAAAUUCAUUUUAUUUUAUUUUAUGAAUUCGUUGUUGUUUAUUCGCCUUUGGUGAAAAUUGUCAUCGUCAGAAGAAUGGAUGAGUUUGACGGGCCGGGAAAAAUCAUAAGGGCCAGGUCUUUGAAGAGGGGCAAAACUGAAGAGAGAAUUACCGAUCGGAUCAAACUCGAAAGAGUAUUAGGAGUAACCGUUUCAAGUAAUGCAGCUUUAACAAGUGAUAACAAUGGACUGAUUGCUUAUCCAGCAGGGUGUACAGUAGUUCUCUUCAACACCAGAACUGAACAGCAAAGCCACAUUAUCAAUACCUGCAGAAAAACUGUAACGUCACUGGCUUUCUCAUCAUGUGGGCGAUAUAUUGUCACAGGAGAAUGUGGGCAUCAACCAGCAGUAAGGAUAUGGGAUCUACAGUCAGAUCCUCAAUCUGGGCACCCCGGUUUAGCUCCGCAACCACAACAAGUCGCCGAAUUUCUAGUCCACAAAUUUGGUAUCAACUGCGUCGCCUUCUCACCCACUGGCAAAUACGUAGUUAGCAUAGGAACUCAGCAUGAUAUGAUAGUGAACGUCUGGGAUUGGAAAAACAAUAUCAAAGUAGCUAGUAACAAGAUCAGCACGAAAGUUAAAUCGAUAGCUUUUGCUGAAAAUGGCAGCUAUUUUGUUACUGUUGGUAACAGACAUGUCAAGUUUUGGUACUUGGAACACGGAAAUGCAAAGUACAAAGAUACAGUACCACUCAUGGGUCGAUCAGCCAUAUUGGGUGACCAAAGGAAUAACUAUUUCUGUGAUGUAGCUUGUGGGAAAGCGGAUUCCGCUGAUAGUACAUAUGUAAUUACUAGGUCAGGACUGCUCUGCGAAUUCAAUAAUAGAAGACUUUUAGAUAAAUGGGUAGAAUUAAGGACUUCAAGUGCCAACUGUAUUACUGUAGGUGAGAAAUAUAUUUUUGUGGGAUGUGCCGAGGGUAUUAUUAGGUGUUUUGAUCCUGCAACGCUUAGAUUUGUUACAACUCUUCCUAGAAAUCACUAUUUGGGUGUAGAUGUUAGUCUCGGAACAAGCAUACAACAUAUGGCUACACCACCACCCGAUGCCAAAUAUCCUGAUACUGUAGCCAUAACUUUUGAUGAAACUAAUAAUAAACUAACUUCCGUUUACAAUGAUCACUCUAUAUAUGUUUGGGACGUCUUCAACAUACAAAGGGUAACUAGCCACUCGCACCAGCGAAACGUCAGGAAUCACUCCGCAUGCAUUUGGGGAGUUGAAAUGGCACCUCCAAAUAGCCCCUUACCGCCCGGCAGUUUUCUUACUUGCAGUUCAGAUGACACCAUUCGAGUAUGGACACUCGACAAACUCAACGAAAACAAUUCCAAAGGAAUGUAUCAGUCAAAUAUAUAUAGUAAUGAAUUGUUGAAAGUUGUAUAUGUAGAUAAGGAUUUAUCCUUUAUAAAAGACUUGGAUAUUUCUGGGACAACGGAAAAACAGGAAAACACUUCUUAUGAUGGAAGAAAUGGGGUUAGAUGUAUCAGAGUCAGUCCGGAUGGUAAACAUUUAGCUUCUGGAGAUCGAGCAGGAAAUAUUCGAAUCCAUGAUUCCACAACCAUGAAGGAACUUAUCAAAAUCGAAGCUCAUGAUGCAGAAGUUCUCUGUUUGGAGUACUCAGAUACCAGUCUCAAUUUGAUGGCUUCUGCCAGUCGAGAUCGUCUCAUUCACGUAUUCGACAUGAAAGAAAGGUACGAAUUUCUCCAAACAUUGGAUGACCAUUCAUCCUCCAUAACUGCUGUUCGGUUUUUGAAUCACGGAGGAAACACACAAAUGGUUUCUUGCGGAGCCGAUAAAAGUCUGAUAUUCAGAACUCUUGGAGAGCUGAAUGACAAGCCUCAAUUCAUAAGGGCCAACAAUGCCACCGGAAAAACGACAUUAUACGACAUGGAAGUAGAUACAGGUCAGAAACACGUUCUUACAGCUUGCCAGGAUCGGAACGUUAGGAUUUAUAGUGUUAAUACAGGGAAACACACAAAGAGCUUCAAAGGUAGUACCGGAGAUGAUGGAACACUGAUAAAGGUUGUUUUAGACAGAUCCGGAAUUUACUUAGCAACCUCUUGUACAGACAAGUCUCUCUCAGUGUACGAUUAUUACUCGGGUGAGUGUAUGGCAACAAUGUGUGGUCAUUCUGAGUUGGCCACCGGAUUGAGAUUCACAAACGACUGUCGCCGAUUGAUCUCAGCGAGCGGAGAUGGAUGUAUUUUUGUAUGGAGAGUUCCUCAUGACAUGGUAGUCACAAUGCACGCCAGGCUCAGUCAACAGGCAAUGAGACAGGGCAAGCAACUGGAACAGGAAAUGUUUAGCGACAGUAGCACUUUUGAUUUUUAUGAUGGUGUCAACACCAUUGAUACUAAUUAUAGAUUCAGUAUAGGCCAGCUUCCGCAGUGGGCGAAGAAGCAACUCACUGAAGAUACUAGUCAGCCAUCUAGUCUGAACAAAGGUGUGGCAAUUCCAAAAGGCAGAUGGGCUCAAAGAGCUGAAAAUGCAAUGGGUGUCAAAUCAUUCUAUUCCAACAGCUCAUAUCCUUUUCCUCCAACAGAUCGCCGAUUUGACUCUGAUGGUGGCUCAAAAGAUAGCUCAUUGGAUAGUGGAACUGAGAUCAAAAACUAUUCAGAGUCUCGACGGGAAAUUGUAUCAGUAUCAAAGCUGACUACAAGAGUGGAAACUAGGAGAGGAGUAAUGACUGAUGAUAGCGCUAUAGGUGACGCAGAAUCUACCGCACAUGAUGGCGAUAUAGAUUCUGAUAAUGAUUAUAGGCAUCGACCAAUAUAUUACCCUACUCAAACAGGAUCACAAAGCGGUGGGGAAUUCACUGUGACGAACAUAGAUGCAGAUGAACUAAGAAAAUCCCAGCGUAAGAAAAAAGCUCCACAGAUUGUGAUUGCACCCACAUCUACCUGUGGUAGUAAUGAUUCAGACGAUGACGAUGAUGAGGCUUCCACACCUAGUGGGGAAAAUACAGACAGAAAUCCCAUGUCUCUAUUUUCUUUGAGUUCAGAAUCCUUAGACCAACUUGUAAGUCGCGAAAGGUAUCUUCAGUCAACAUUUGAAAGUAUGUCUGGUAUGGAGAAUGAAGUACAAACGCCAACAAAUAAGUCCUCAAUAUCAUCCAAAUUUUUGACACAAUCUGUUGAAAGAAAUCAGGAAGCCAUCAAAGCAGUUAAACAAACAAAAAAUGAUCCUGACGCCAUAAGAAAAAGACAAGAACUGAACAAGAGAGUAGCUGAAACUAGAAAAAAAUUAGAAAGUGUGGGCCAUUCAAGUCCUUUGAAAUAUAGCCAGUCAAUUCAUGAUCUUUCGCACAUACCAGAGCGUGACAGAUGGUCAAAAAAACAAGUCUAUGUGGAUGAAAGCUCCCCAGAUAGCAGUUUGCGUAGAUCGUGCAGCUUGAGCGAUUUAAGUAUGCCUCUUGUGCCAAAGAGGAAAAUUGAACAAGUUUCAGGCAAGAAGAAUUCUAAUAAUGUGUCUCGAAAUAACUCCAGAUAUGUCAAAAACAAUUCAAUCACAAGGAGUAGAUCCAGCGGGGUUCUAAAUCACUCCGAUUCUGAUCCAGAAACUCAAGAAAAGAAGGUUUCGAGGUUGAUGAGGCCAACUAUAAGUUCGUACAAUAAGGUCAACAACAAAACAUUGCAGAGUCGUAAAAAACAUUCAUACUCUACAAGUAAUUUGAAUACAGUUGGAACAGUAGACAACAUAUCAACUUCAGACGAAGAGUCUCCCACUGCUCCUCCUAGAAAUAGACAAUUAACGUUUGACAAAAGUACUCCUUUAGCAACGCCAAGAAGACAUCUCAACAACAAAGAAAAAUCUCGAGCUAAAAGACAUACUAUUCAUUUUGAUGACACUCUAACUAAUGAGGAUUUCGACUCUAAUGAAAGCUUCUCAUCUGUAGAAAUAUCAAAUCAGCUCUGCGAUGAUCUGGUGGACCAGCUUACAAAUACUGCAGAAAAUGUAGUGAAACUUUAUGACAGGUUAAAUGAAGGUGAAGACAGCAGUGAAUCUCAAAUUGAAAGGCUCGACAGGGUGAAGAUGUCGAUGAUUCGUACCCAUAAAAUUCUCCAUGACUGUAUAUUUAAGGAAUUGAAACAAAAUAAUGGAAGCAUUGAUGUUAAUCAAACAGAUACUGUCAAGAAACUAAAUGAUUUGGUAUCUAAAGGUCCGAGUGGACCUAACUCUGUUAUAUCAAUAAUGGAACAGUACUCUGAUAUAUUGUUAGAUAUGGUUCAACAGAAAAUACAUAAUGCCAAUAUUUGAUAUUCAUUGAGCGUUAACUUUGAGUUAAUGUGUUAACCUGUGAUUUUUUUUUAUAAUUUUUUAGUGUAUAUUUUUAUUUCUAAGUUUGAAUAUUUUUAAGAAACUUUUUAACAUGUUUGUUUUUCUUUUUAUUGUUUUUGUGUGUUGAUUUUGUAAUGAAUUAGGAAGGCAUUUAGCCUUGAAAUGAGAGCAUUCCAAAAAACAUGGCUGUUGAGAGUGACUUGUACUGAUGAUGAAAGUGAGCCAAAAAAUUAUACAUGGAUAUUGCAAGCCAUGUUUUUAGCGCCAAAUUAGAUGUUAGUAAAUGAAAGGAAUUUUGAUGUAAAUGUGGAAUUGUUAAUUUGUGCUUCCCUAUCAAAGUACAUACUAAUAUUUUUUUGUAAAUUUACAGUGAUGCAUAUAGUGUAAAAUGAUUAUGUUGAAACAAUGAUGAGAAUAAUUUUUUUAUGUAUAGUAUAUAUUAUUUAAUAUCUAACGUUUAAACAGUGUUUUUAUUAACGUUUUUAGCAUAUGCAAUAUGUCAAUUUUUAAUGUAAGCUCAUAAUGUACACUAAAAUUUGUAACCCUCAGACUGUAUUAAUUGAUUGUAAUUUCAUAUUAAAUUGGUACCUCAUUAAACUUUCAGAUUUUUCAUCUGUAAUAAACACA